AACAGCUGUUCUGCCACGUGAUGUAAAUACUUGAAUUCAACUGGCUCUUUUACAUGUACGAGUCUACAGCUAUAGUCUACGGCAAAGCUGAGAUUAUUUUUAGCAGUUUUUCUUUGAACAUCGUUAACAUCGGAAAAUUGUAUUUUACCUUAACAUGGAAUAAUGUAGUUCAGACGUGACCUCUGCAUCAGGGCUAUCUCAAUACUGCGAGCUUCAGUGUUGGAAAUAAGAAAUAAUGUCGGCCUCUCAUAUUUCUGCGCUGAGCUGCCCUAAGCCUCUUUUUGUACUAGCAGAAAUUUACGGUCUUGUAAGAGAAGUGCAUAGCGCGUCAGUAUUUUUUAGAGAUUUUUCGCGCGCACUCCACACGAGUUCGUACGUUCUAUAUCAUACAUGAUGAUAUAAUAGUGAAGUUUGGUGUACCACAUGGCAGUACCGUACAUGUGGAAUUGUCUGUCCGCUACUUGUGACGGAAAAAAAGAAUGCCCUAUGACUAUGUGAGUAAAUUACAAGUUUAAUCGUGUCCAUUCUCCCUCCUUGAGAGUUCACUUAACCUUCCCGUCUGGACUGCACUCUUUAAUAACCCUAGAUUGACGGUACACUGAUCUGUUUGAUGUAAUCUACACUAAAACAUAGCACUGGCACGCCCCGUUGGUAGAUACAUGAUGGUCGUUCCUAUAACGGUCAUAAGUAGCCGCUAUCACUAUACAUGUGUGUAUCAGUCUAAAGAAAAGGUGGUGAAUGUGGACACAUACACGACACGUUGCCUAUACUAAACUGUUUUCUGAACAUCAGCCACACAUUAUUUUUUUUGUAUGGUGUGGUUCUCGUGUGCGAUCUACUUGAUGGCAGCAUCGUGUGAUGUAUAGCACACACGCUGUCGCUAUGACGACAUUUUUGAGUAACUACGCGGUGCUUGCACGUGCACAUUAUUUUACCCUUUUAAUUUUAUCUACAGGGUACCAACUCGCAAUUUCUCAACGCCUACAGGAGUGUAAUGUUGAAAAUUCUUCUGAUUGUAGCUUGCACUACGACCUUAGGCUUACACGGCACAGAUCCAGUGUACGAAAAAGAUGUAGAUUCGCUGUUAAAUGAAACUCAAAAUCCCAUACUCCGGAAAGAGUGGGAGAGUGAGAAGAGAAACGGCAAGUGGAUUAGGCUUCAAUCCUUCAAACUGAAUCCUCGUCGUGAACAAAUUCCAGUUGAAGACGAUGAGUCUUAUUAUGAUGGACACCAAUAUGAUGGAUACCAGCCUCGUAAUCGUAGAAAUAGCAUUACCAAGCAGGCUAACCAUGGUAUAGUAGAGAUCGUAGAUGAAGCAUUAUCAAUUGAAAAACAGAAUGCUAGGCAAAAAGGACAGGCUCAGAAAAUGGAUCCCAAGCAUUUGCAAGUAAAGAACUCUGGGGAAUGGACCGAAGAAGAUAAUCAUUGGGAAUUCGAUGAAACCGAUCCAAGCUAUAGGCAGAUGGAGGAAGAUAGUGAUAAUGAUAGCCAGGAAGCUGCAGACUCAGGUCUAGAGGAAAACUUUGAAGAGAUCGUAGAUAAAGAGGUAGAGGAAUACGAUACAGAGCAAGGAAGACAAGCAUUAUCAAUUGAAAAACAGAAUGCUAGGCAAAAAGGACAGGCUCAGAAAAUGGAUCCCAAGCAUUUGCAAGUAAAGAACCCUGGGGAAUGGACCGAAGAAGAUAGUCAUUGGGAAUUCGAUGAAACCAAUCCAAGCUAUAGGCAGAUGGAGGAAGAUAGUGAUAAUGAUAACCAGGAAACUGCAGACUCAGGCCUCGAGGAAAACUUUGAAGAGAUCGUAGAUAAAGAGGUAGAGGAUUACGAUACAGAGCAAAGAAGACAUGAUCAAGACCAGAAGAAGCAAGAUAAAAAACACGGCUCUACAUCCGAGGAUCAUUCAAACCGUCCCAAAACUAAAGUCGAAGAUAUUGAUCGAGGGAAUGGUGGAAACAUUAAAAGUGACAAAUCGGAAAAAAGGAAGACCGAAAAGCCGAGUGAUUCUCGUAGAAAGAAUGAUGAAAUAAAACGAAAGAGUAGUAAAAAUGAAAUAGAAAAGCCAAAAAGGGUCGAAUCUGGUCACAUGCCCGAACACUUGGUGAUCGAAGACGAAAGAGAAUGGACAAAGGAUGACAUUCACUGGGAAUAUGACAAUUACUUGCCUGAUGAUUAUGAGCCAAAUACGGAUAAUACAACAAGGUCCGAGUUGGAGAUUAAUGGUGAUUUGGACAUAGACACAUUUGAUAUAGAUGGUGCAAUCGAUCGAUAUAAUGAUAUUGAUCGCAUCGAUACCAAUCCAAAUAAUUCUGUAGUAAUCGAUGAGGAAGAUGAAAGUGCUGAUAGCGAAGACACUGAUGACAGUAGGGAUGGCAUAGAUGAUAGUGACAAUGCCGAUAGCAAAAAGGAUGAUGACAGCACGGAUACCAAAGAUGAUGAUGACGGUACCAAUAGCAAGCCUGAGAUUGAAAGGAAGAGCAUGAUAGAAGAUGACGACGGUGCGGAUAUUAAAAAGGAUGAUAGUACGGGUAGCAAGGAAGAUGACGAGAGCACGGAAAGCAAAGAUAGUGAUGACAACACGGAUACCAAAGAUGAUGAUGACGGUACCGAUAGCAAAGAGAAUGAUGAAAAUAAGGAUAGUGAUGAUGACGAUGGAACAGAUGAUAAAGAUGAUGACAAAAGCACGAAUAGUAAAGAGGAUGAUAACAACACGGAUGGCAGACAAGAUGAUGACAAUAAUACGGAUAUCAGGAAGGAUGAUGAGAGCACGGAAAGCAAAAAUGAUGUUGACAACAAUGAUAGCAAAGAUGAUGACGACAGUACAGAUAGCAAGGAGGAUGAUGACAGUGCAGAUAGUAAAGAGAAUGAUGACAAUACGGAAAACAAAGAUGAUGACGACAGGACAAAUAGUAAAGAAAAUGAUGAUAGUACAGAUAGCAAAGAGGAUGAUGACAGUAUGGAUGGCAAAGAUAAUGACAGCGGUACAGAUAGCAAGCCAGAGAUUGAAAGGAAGAGCAUGAGAGAAGAUGACGACGGUGCGGGUAAUAAAGAGGAUGAUAGUACGGAAAGCAAAGAUGGUGAUGACGACAACACAGAUAACAAAGAAGAUGGUGACCGUACAGAUAGCAAAGAGGGGGAUGACAAUAAGGAUAUCAACGAUGAUGGCGAUGGAACGGAUGAUAAACAAGAUUAUGAAAGCACGAAUAGUAAAGAGGAUGACAACAGUACGGAUGGAAACGAUGAUGACAAAAAGGAUAGAAAAGAAAAUAGUGACCGAGCGGAUAGCAAAGAGGAUGAUGAAAGUAUGAAUGAUGAUGAGGAUAAUGACCCCUAUUAUUAUGAGAGAACUGAAAUCCCAUAUCAUAACGGUGACAGCAAAGAAAAGAAGCAUAAGCCUGAGAUUGAAAGAAAAAACCAUGAAAAUGACAGCGAAGAAGAGAAGCCUGAGGAGUAUCAACCUGAGAUUGAAAGAAAGAACCAUAAAAAAGAACCUAAACCUCACGAAAAAAUAGUAGUGGAUGAAGGCGAUCAUACAGAAGUGGAUGGAGUUAUUACAAUCUAUGAAAAAGAGUUUGACAUAGUUUCUAAGGAGAUUCCGGCUGACAAGGAGAUAAUACUGAAACCCGCUUCAGGAGAGGAGAUCAGAGUGAAGAUUCCUCUGUUCACAUCAACAACCAUCUCCAGCGACACUAAGUCCUUCAAGUUCCACUUAUCUCAUGGAGGAUUCCACGGUAUACAGAAAUGGUUUCUUAACAUAGUGAAAUUGGAAAAGAACGAAUUCGGACGACCCACUUUCUUAAAUGAGCCUAAGGAGUAUGCUUUGGAUUUAAAAAGGCAUCAGGACAAACCCGAGUCUAACGAAGCAGUAACAAUCGCUGAAUUCGAGCCGGACAGAGUACCUUUCACUUUCACAGCGGGUUCCGGUGACAGAUACUACGAGUUUGCCAAUGAUAGGCUGGACAGUAACCAGUAUUACGGUGUAUUUAUUGUCGGGGUUGUCUAUCUUUCUCCAGGGAAAAAGGUGCAUCUGACUACGGGUUGGGUUGAAGACGCUCAUUCUCCAGGACGACCCACCUAUUUCUUGACGAAGAAGGGAGUAGGCCUUACUGUACACAUCUUUGUGCUCCUCAGUAUCGUUGUUACCUUCGGCGGUCUUCUUUUAGGGUGGUUAUGGAAGAGAAAUAAGCUGACAGUGCCUGACACUAGCUACAAAUUUAAGAAAAUUAAAGAGAAAGUCAAAAAGAAAAGCAACAAAGAAAAGAUCAAAAAGAUCACGAACAUCGUAAUGCCAAAGUUGUUUAAGAAAAAUACAUCUAAAGGGAAAUCGAAAAAGCUUGGACGCAGCAACGAACCAACAUCCUCAAACAAAGAACAGUAUGAUUUGGUCUCGUUUAAACCGAAGGGUCAUGGUCAACACGAAGCACAGAUAACUUUCAAUAAGAAAGAUAACAAUCAAUAUUACGAUGGGUCAUGGGACGAUGAAUCGUAUCCUCAGGAUGAUACAACAGCUGAUUAUGGAGCAGCUGAUUAUAACCACGAUGAAUACGAUGAAUACGGCCAGAUGGUUGUGCCGAAAGGUUUGACUCUCCAGCGACAUUUUGUCAACGAAACGGAACUUGACGAUACCAUUCUAAAUAUGGCUGAAGAGGAGUAUGAGUGGAACAGUUCAUAAGAUGAUAUUUAGAGACUUGACAUGUCUGACUAAAUCACAUGCUAUCAGUUUUGUAAUUAUCGGCUAUGCUAUGAUCGGUGAAAUGAAGAUGGUUGUUUCGCGUCCAUCUUAACUGGUCGCCCGGAGCGAUUAAAGUUGAUGUCACUGUCAGCAUUCAGUUUAUAUCAGUGUUACUGGUUUAUAUUCUUACUGUUUUAUACAACAGUUUCAUAUCACCUUUUUGUUUCA
This is a messenger RNA of Bolinopsis microptera, 4894 nucleotides long. RefSeq names its product dentin sialophosphoprotein-like. NCBI's taxonomy places the organism in Eukaryota, Metazoa, Ctenophora, Tentaculata, Lobata, Bolinopsidae. The record is from RefSeq and is a predicted model, not a curated record. The coding region runs from base 995 to 4666 and encodes 1223 amino acids. The transcript has 10 exons.